AAUUUUAAUUCUUUUCAUUUCCAGAUUCUGUUUUUUCAAAUAUUGUCACAGAACUUAACAAUCGCAAUACCAGAAAUGAACCAAGAAAACAUGCACUCACAAGACUCAUACGUCUGGUAAAAGAAAACCAUCCAGGGUGGGAUGACCAUUUUAGAAAUGUCCUGCGGCUCUUGAUCGAGACAGUUGCUGAUUCAGAUGGCUCUGUUCGAGCUCUUGCUAUGAGAUCACUUUGUGAAUUAUUAAAAAGACAAGCUCAACGAUUCCAUGGCUUUGGAGAAUUAACAAUACUGAAAAUCUUGGAAGCUCAUAAAGAUUCAGAAAAAGAGGUUCAGAGAGCAGCAGAGAUAUGCUCAGAAAUAGCAGCUACAGUGUUACCAGUAGAACUGUGUGUUCGGACACUUUGUCCUAUUAUAAAAAGUGGAGAUUAUCCAACCAACCAGGCAGCUAUCAAAAUGCUUACAAAGUUGACUGAGCAGCACCAGAAGAAUGUAAUCUUGCAACUUUUACCUGACAUGAUGCCUGCACUUGUUCAGGCUUAUGAUAACACGGAAAGCUCAGUGAGAAAGGCAGCAGUUUUUUGUUUGGUGGCUAUUCACAGUGUGGUGGGAGAUUCUAUGAAACAAUAUCUUUCUUCACUUAAUGGGAGCAAGAUGAAACUGCUAAACCUCUAUAUCAAACGUCAUCAAGGUAGUAGCAGCAGUACUCCAGGAUCUCCUGCAUCAUCAGUGACUUACCAGUAGAUGAUUCUUCACUCCUAGACUGCAUUGUAUGGUUCGACAGACUGUGAUUACUUGGAAUAUGUUAGCCACAAAUGGUCUAAGAAUUUUUCUAUUUUGCUUCUCCAAAACAAUCUUGCAGAAAGUUUUGAAAGUGAACGUUUCUGUGUGCCAAUUACCAGCAUAGUGGCCUUUCAUUUAUUAUUUUCUUUAGUUACAUAGAAAAUUCCCUAAUCAGGGUACUCUCUUGGUAUGAGAGAAAGCUCAGUCAUUCCAAAAUGAUCGUAUAACAUUUUAAUAUUAACUAAUGUUUGAGGAAACUGUUGGCUGGGAUUUUUUUUUUUUAAUUUGCUCACUACUUGAAUGUGUAAUAAACUGUGGGAAAUUACUUGACAAUGCUAAACAUGUUCUGUGUAGGAUAGCUACUAUAAUUUUAUGUGUUUCCUGCUUUUCAUUUUUUUUUUAAGGAAUGUAGUAGAUUUUGAUUUUUGACAGCAACAAAAAAGUUAUUUAAAUGAUUUUGUUUUAAAAAUUAUAUUGGACAAAACUACUUCCAAGACAUAACUGUAUAAUUUCAAACAAUGAGACAAUGUCUUAAUCCACAUUGUAUGCAUGAUUUUGUUACAGUUACAAAAAUAAAUAGUUUGCUUACCAUCAUAAUGUAUAGUAUACAAGCUAUGAAAACAAGAUAUACUGGAUCAUUUUCUUUACUGUGACAACUUAAGCAGGGAUCUAAUCAACAUACUUAUAAAUAUUUGUUUUUAUGAAUUAGUAUACAUUGAACUCAUGCUAAAUGAUGGUGAGAUUUUUACUGGAACACUUACAAUUGUAUUAAUGCAUAUAGCAUACUUUUGUGUGUCCUUAUAAAUAUAUAUAUAUAUAUAUAUAUAUGUAUGUAGCUGCUGUUAUUAUUUAAAUUGUCUUGCAGUAUGUGCUGUUAACUAUACAUGAAAAAUUCUUACAGAUUCAGUUUUUUGCCACUUCCCUAGUUAGAAUGUAAAGAUAAUUUCCCCAAAAGUUUCUUUUAUGAAACACUUAACUUUUGCUCAUGAAGCCUUUUCAGACAUUAAUUUAAAUUAUAAUGACUUUAUUAAUUUACAUAUAUAAUUUUUUCUCAUUCAAAAUCUUGAUAUUUUAAACAUUUUCUUUUUGAUCAGUAAAAGAAAAGAAAUUGUUUUUUAAUGCCUUUAAAUUUAAGACAUAGGUUUGUUGUACAAUGAAAUUAAGUGGAAAAAAGACUACUAUACUUUAUCUUGAUAAAUGAAGUUAGUGUCAUGAUUCCAUAUAAAAAUAUUUUAAGAUUUGCAGGUCUACAUAUAAACACUUUGUUGAGGAAGUUAGUAUAUAUGGUUUGAAUGAUUUGAGUGACUCAUGCUUCAACUGUUUAAAACUUUGUGAAUCAUUAAAUUGUUUCUACUUAUUACAACUUAUAAACAUUUAUUCAUAAGAAUGCAUCAUACAAGAACACUGCAUUAAUGUCUUUAAAAGAAACAUCAUUUUUAAAGCACAAGAAAUUUUUUAAAGAUUUUAUUCAGUUAGUACAGAAAUAUGAUGUAUUUAUUUUAACAAUAACUUUCUCUUUCAUUUUUUUUUAUAUCACAGAACUUUAAAACCAAUAAGUUUAGGUGAUCCAACUUUGAGAAUAUUCAGAAUUGAAAAUUACAUUACUGCUAAAUAGUUUCCAGGAUUGAAGUUAGUUUGAGUAACUGGUAAUACUCAACCUGGCAUUGAGAGUAAUUGUAGUGAGUAAUAAAUAUUUCAUCUAUGUUUAUUCUUUCAUAACAGUAAUUUUAAGCUACAUAUUGUAUAUAUAUAACCAUGUAUCUUUCACAAAAAUCCAUCCUACACUUUUAAAAUGUAUUUAAUCACUCCAGCAUAAAAUAAUCAUCGUCAAGAUGUUUUGGACUGGAAGUGUUUGUUCAAGAUACAAUCAUAUGGUUACUAGAUUGAGACAUCUCAUAGAAGCUGAGAAAUCUUCAUUAUUAUUUUCAACUUUUAUCAAACUCUUGCAUUAACACUAAUCUCAUCUUGUUAAAUAACAGCUGAAAGCCUGUUUGUAUAUGAAGGAAAAGUGCUUUGUUAGACUAACCUGAGGCCAAGUUUUAUUAUUUUGUUGGAAUAUUUGCACAAGUUAUUGUCCAAUAACUGUAGAAUGGUCUGCUUGUACUCUACUUUAACAUUGCCUUUGUAUAGUGUAUAUUCCAUAAUUUGAAUAAAAUUUUGUGGCACAUUGCAAAUAAUCAAAAUAUA
This is a messenger RNA of Limulus polyphemus (Atlantic horseshoe crab), 2966 nucleotides long. Its product is annotated as CLIP-associating protein 2-like. Gene Ontology annotation, cellular component: cytoplasmic microtubule; mitotic spindle; spindle microtubule. Gene Ontology annotation, biological process: mitotic spindle assembly. Lineage: Eukaryota; Metazoa; Arthropoda; Merostomata; Xiphosura; Limulidae. The record is from RefSeq and is a predicted model, not a curated record. Bases 219 to 740 code for a protein of 173 amino acids. The transcript has 7 exons. Gene Ontology annotation, molecular function: microtubule binding.